AUGAGUGAGGAUGCCGCCAAAGCGUUUGAGGACGGAGUUCUGCACGUCUUGAAAGGAUGGACGAUUCUGUCGUUGGCGGUGGAACAUGGUUGGGGUGGUCGUGCUUCGGCGCAGAAGCGAGAUGACUUAUACAAGGACAUUUUGGCAGCUUUUUAUGAGCGGCGCCAGAACAUUAUUCAGAGUCAGGAGCGGCUGGCCGACUUUCUGGCGCACCAGAUGGAGGUGAACUUCCACGUGGACUGCGGAGAUGAUCUCGAUGAAUACGACGAGGUUGCAGGCAUUUUCCUGAAACUUGCGACAACGCUCAAGGCGAACGACUUCUCCUUCUACAACACCGUCAAGGGCCAUCGCACCGACGGAGCAGAACGCAGCCUCACUGUCAAUCCUAGCGCUAACUCCGAGUGGGGCUUGGAUGCAGGUCAGUGUCUCUACGCACCCGCCUCACAACCGGGACAAAAAGACGACAGCAGCGACAGUGACAGCGACAGUGAAUAUGCAGACGAAGAAGAACUAAUCAGACAAGCCAUGCUCCAGGGCGGCAUCAACAUGCUCUAG
Molecule: messenger RNA, 555 nt
Organism: Gregarina niphandrodes
Lineage: Eukaryota; Apicomplexa; Conoidasida; Eugregarinorida; Gregarinidae
Product: pre-rRNA-processing protein TSR2
Exons: 2
Coding region: 1-555 (184 amino acids)
Biological process (GO): maturation of SSU-rRNA from tricistronic rRNA transcript (SSU-rRNA, 5.8S rRNA, LSU-rRNA)
Cellular component (GO): nucleus
Source: RefSeq, a predicted model, not a curated record